CCUUCCAUUCACGAUUAUCACUUGCGUUCGCGCGUACCGAAGACUUUGUAGUUCCAGGGAAAAGAUUAAAGUAGCUUCCCCCACAGCAAAAAUGUUGCGAAUUAUCCUGGGAUUGACUCUGAUUGCGGCAGUGUCUGUGGGCGCCACGGAAGUCCGGGAGUGUAAAAACAAACCAUCUCCACUGGGCGUUAAAGUGGCAGACUGCGAUGAACCACCAUGCGUGGUAUACAAGGGGUCCUAUGCCGUGAUGGAAGUGCAUUUUCUAGGCAACAGAAACAACAUCAAGAGUAUCACCGCCACCACUACAGCCAAAGUUUUGGGCAUGAAUCUUCCAUAUGCGUUGCCCGAGGAAGUGUCCAAUGUCUGUAUAAAUCUCCUCUACGGCGCCAUGUGUCCCAUUGACAAGGAUGAAGAUGUCACCUAUCAGUUCAACUUCUAUGUGGACCCAUCUUUUCCCGAAAUCACGGCCGAUGUCACUGUUACUUUGAAUGAUGUCAAUGGAGAUGCUAUCACCUGCUUUGUGGUCAGUUGCAAAAUCCGAAAGGGAGCCACUGCGGCAAAAAGCGAUUCAAACUUGUUGGCCUAAGUGAGCCAAAAAUACACAACGUAAUUCCACCGAUGUUGUCCGACUGAAUAUACCCCAUUAUUUGCUUAAAAAUAAAUUCAAAAGUAUUACCACUUCCCUAGAAAUGGACUUCUUUAGAAAAAUGGGGGAAUUCAUGGGAGUGGCCAUUUGGCCCACAACGA
Messenger RNA from Drosophila bipectinata, 747 nucleotides. Its product is annotated as Niemann-Pick type C-2e. The record is from RefSeq and is a predicted model, not a curated record. Gene Ontology annotation, molecular function: sterol binding. Gene Ontology annotation, biological process: sterol transport. Lineage: Eukaryota; Metazoa; Arthropoda; Insecta; Diptera; Drosophilidae.